GGAGAAAAGAGAGUGCGGGGUGGCUUCUGGGCUAGGGCUGCCGCGCGGUUGGAGAGUGGUGGGGACGCGUUUGCUGCGCCUGGGCGGGCCUAGCGGCUCUGAUCUUUUUCGUCCUCUGGAACCGGCCGCACUUGCACGCCCGCCAUGGGUGGCUCUCCUUAAACUCCGUUCCUGGGGCUCCCAGAAAGCCUGGGAACCUCACUGGCUCCCGAGAUCAGUCCUGGGCGUGAGAAGACUCAGGGUGACCUGCUAGUGUGUUAGAAGGCAAAUGCAUUUCGCUUGCACAGAAGUUACCAGGAAACUUUGACAGCGAUUGACUUUUCUGUGGUGCGGGUUAUCUAUCUUAACGCAUGAGGCCACCUGGCAGAGGCCAGCGAGGAGGGGAUCAGUGGCUUUCAGAAUCUUGGACAGACCCUCGGGGAGGGUGUCGAUGUCCUAUUCUCCCAAGCGCCAGGAAGAAGGAAGGCCUGAGCUUGUCACUGCAAGCCUAGGCCUGACUCCCAAGGAUGAGGCCAUUCUUGCUGUGGAUUUGAUGGGCAGUUAGAGCAGCCGCAUUUUUUUUUUCCCUGCCUGACUGCAGGGCUGCAAGCAGCAACUGAAGGGACAUUGAAAUGGAUUGGUUGUGCUACUAAGGCAUGCUUCCAGGGCUUAAACACAUUCAGUUGGAAUAAACCUCGGAACGCAGCCCUCUCUUCUCUUUUUUUCUUUUUUGGCAUGGAUUUCUGGAGCCUGUUGCCGCUCAGCACAGAAGCACUGUGGUUUUUUUUGGAAGUAGAUUUCUCAACUGAACCCUGAAGCUGAGUAAGGCUUCUGACUGCUGUAAAUUAUUAGGGAAGACCCCCCUGAGCUGUACUGAGAAGAAAUUCCUGUGCAGAUUUUUUUUUUUUCGUGAAUUGGUCCAGGAAUUGCACCGCCACAGAUACUCGUCAUGGCUGCUCUGUUGAUCUGAACAAGGAAAGCAAACCACAGGAAACUGACAGGCUUCUUUUCCCCACCUUAAAUAUUCAUCUGCUGGUGAAGGGUCCCCUCUUUUUCUUCCUUAAAAAUUCUUGCUACUUUCCAAAUCAGGAUUCAUCAGGAUUCGCCUGAAGACUUCUUAAAAAGCCUUCGUCACAUUUGAACGCAUCCCUGUCAGACACUUCUGGGCUUCAUCCACAUGAGCUGAGCAAGGGAAGAACAAACCUUAGCAUGGAUUAACGGGGUUUCGGAAAGUUCAAGAGAUCAUUUGAAGGAACUGGAUUUACCUUUGGCACAAAUGCGGGAUGGGGAGUGGGUAGGUGAAAAGGCAAAGAUUGGAAGGAAAUAUCUGCGAAGGUAGAAAAAGGAAAUUUGAGAACUGAUUGGCUGUAGUUGCUGUCAGCGGGUGGAUGUCGUUUUCUUCUCUCUCUUUUUGCUACAGGAAGUGAUUUGCGGAGCUCACCGAGCCUUUGUUGAGAAGGGUCUCCUCAGAGUGAGUCACGCUUUUGCUGGGAGCAGCCCGGAGCAGCUGGGCGCUCGCUCCAUCAGCGGCAACUAUGACUUUUGCAAGGCAAGCGUUCCACCCCAACCCGCGGUCUCCAGGGCCCGCGCUGCGUGGCUGCUGCUCUGCUGCCUUGUAACGGUGAAAGGGAUCGGUCGUCGGCCUCGGCUGUCCCUCUCCGGAAAGGCUGUCCUGGGACCCGGGCUCCUCGUCCCGCUCGGGGGACCGCGGCUCGUGUGCUAUGCGCGGCAGUCCGCGCCAGGGCCGGCAGCAGCAGCGCCCGGGUGGAUGCGGCGAGCCCACGGAGGGGCAUGCUUCCACGCACCAAGUACAACCGCUUCAGGAAUGACUCGGUGACAUCGGUCGAUGACCUUCUCCACAGCCUGUCGGUGAGCGGCAGCGGCGGCAAGGUCUCGGCGGAGCCCGCGGCGAGCCCCUACCUGGUGUCGGGCGAGGCGCUGCGCAAGGCGCCGGACGAUGGGCCCGGCAGCCUGGGCCACCUGCUCCACAAGGUGUCCCACUUGAAACUCUCCAGCUCCGGCCUGCGUGGCCUGUCGUCGGCCGCCCGGGAGCGGGCAGGAGCGCGGCUCUCAGGCAGCUGCAGCGCUCCCAGCCUGGCGGCCCCGGACGGUGGCAGCGCGACCCCCGGGUCCCGCGCCCCGGCCGCCAGCAUGAGCGCCACCAGGAAGAGCCGGGCCGGCGACGAGCCUCUGCCCAGGCCCCCGCACGCCAGCGACCAGGUGCUGGGGCCGGGAGUCACCUAUGUGGUCAAGUACUUGGGAUGCAUCGAAGUUCUGCGCUCAAUGAGGUCUCUUGACUUCAGUACAAGAACUCAGGUUACCAGGGAAGCCAUCAGCCGUGUCUGCGAAGCUGUACCAGGUGCCAAAGGAGCCUUCAAGAAGAGAAAGCCUCCGAGUAAGAUGCUGUCCAGCAUCCUGGGGAAGAGCAACCUCCAGUUCGCAGGGAUGAGCAUCUCCCUGACCAUCUCCACUGCCAGCCUGAAUCUGCGCACUCCUGACUCCAAACAGAUCAUAGCGAACCAUCAUAUGCGGUCCAUCUCCUUCGCUUCAGGGGGAGACCCGGACACAACAGACUAUGUUGCCUAUGUUGCUAAGGACCCUGUCAAUCGCAGAGCUUGCCACAUUCUGGAAUGCUGUGACGGGCUAGCCCAAGAUGUCAUUGGCUCCAUCGGACAAGCCUUUGAACUCCGGUUCAAACAGUAUUUGCAGUGCCCUUCCAAGAUUCCUGCUCUCCAGGACCGAAUGCAGAGCCUGGACGAGCCAUGGACUGAAGAAGAAGGAGAUGGCUCUGAUCACCCAUACUACAACAGCAUUCCUAACAAGAUGCCUCCUCCAGGGGGGUUUCUCGAUGCUCGAUUGAAAGCCAGACCCCACGCUCCUGAUGCAGCCCAGUUUGCAGGAAAAGAGCAAACUUAUUACCAGGGAAGACACUUAGGAGAUGCAUUUGGUGAAGACUGGCAGCGAGCACCCACCAGGCAAGGCUCCUUGGACAUCUACAGCACCCCAGAAGGAAAAACUCACAUGGUUCCUGUAGGGGAAACACCAACCUAUGUCAACACCCAGCCAGGCCCACCACAGGUUUGGCCAGCAGCAACCAGCAGCACCGAGAGCAGCCCACGGAAGGACCUCUUUGACAUGAAGCCUUUUGAAGAUGCCCUCAGAAACCAGCCCCUGGGCCCUGUGUUGAGCAAAGCCGCAUCUGUGGAGUGCAUCAGCCCUGUCGCACCCAGAGCCCCGGAUGCCAAGAUGCUGGAGGAGCUUAAUGCUGAGCCUUGGUAUCAAGGAGAGAUGAGCAGGAAGGAGGCAGAGGCCCUGCUACAGGAAGAUGGAGACUUCCUGGUCAGGAAGAGUACCACCAACCCCGGCUCCUUUGUCCUCACGGGCAUGCACAAUGGUCAGGCCAAGCACCUGCUGCUGGUGGACCCAGAAGGCACGAUCCGGACAAAGGACAGGGUCUUUGACAGCAUCAGUCACCUCAUCAAUUACCACCUGGAGAGCAGCCUGCCCAUUGUCUCUGCCGGGAGUGAGCUUUGUCUCCAGCAACCUGUGGAGAGGAAACCCUGAGCUUGCCCAGUGCCCCAACCCCCAUACCUUAUGCCAGGUCAGGAGGACCUGGGCUCUGCUGCUGUCAGCCUAUGGGAACUGGGGCAACUGUCUGUGGGCCCAUCACCUUCAAAAGCCCCCUAGGGAGGUUUCCUUCGAGUUCAAAUUUCAUAAAUAUGUUCACUUGACUCAGAUAUGCAUAUUAGAAGUGUAUAUACCCAUCCAUCCUGUACAAAUGGCCCCGAUAUUUAUAUUUUUUAAGACUAAGAGAGGUGUGAGACUAGUGCUCUAAUGCUGUUUGUUUUUAGCGAGAGGCAAGUUUGACUGUAGUUGUUCUGGGAAAAAAAAUACAAAAUAGAAAACUAACCUGUUCUACUGGGAAAUUUUGCUAGGAAGGCGUAGCCUGCAGUUCCACAUAAUAAGCACAAUUCAAGGCGAAUACAGGUGAGCUGGCAGCUCCAAGACAAACAGAAUUGUGAUAGAAUACGGUAGCAUGCUGCCCCAACAUCUGCCCCUGCUGGUACAGCUUUGUGUGAGUGCUGGUUCCAGGCUGCAGCUCAGCUCCGGGAUGGUGGUACCUCCUCCAGGAUGGUGGUACCUCCUCCAGGAUGGUGGUACCUCCUCCGGGAUGGUGGCGCCUCCUUCAGCCCUUGCUUGCUGGAUGCUGCCUCCUGUGCCCCGAAAUGAUGCUUUAUGAAAAUGUAUUGUGCAUUUUCUGCCAUAGGAUGACCCAGUGAAUCCCCACUCCAAAGCAGAUGGUAUUCUGGCUUGUUUGGGUCGUGUUUUAGCAUGGGGAACCAUCCAUCAUCCUUGACUUCAAUUUGUGUGUGUGUGUGUGUGUGUGUGUGUGUGUGUAUUUGGGAGCUUCAUAUGAGUCCACACAUGAUACAGAAUAAGACUUAAUAUGUCUAAUUGGCAAGUGCUUCCUUGGUGUUGGUCAGCAUACUGAUGACGUGAAUGUCUGAGGAAUGGCAUAUUCUUGGUCUGUCUGUCCUUCAAUACAGGCUUUGUAUGGAAGGUGCCAGUGAAGCAGCCUCCCACCUACCUCUCGUAUUCAGUAGAACAAAAAAACAUGUGUAAGAGCCUCGCAAGGCCUGUACCAGCUUCCACCCAGAGUUGAGCCUUGGAGACACACACACCGGCUGUUCUUCCCAGGUCCGUGUGUGCUCAGCUCUGUGUUCCAGUCUUUGGGACCAGCUGGUGUGAGGAGUGGUGAGCCGAGUUGUCUCCCCUCCACAUUUUCUCAGUAGCCCCAUGAAAAGGGACCAUGCCCCUGGCCCUCUGUCUUGUCUCACUCGACCAUCUCAGAAGCUGUUGCUUCAUGGUGGGUGAUACUCUUGUGUUUCAAAGCUGGCCGUGUCUAUGGCUUCUAAACACAUUGAGGCUGUGAUCACCCUGUGACUUAACGAGCAUGAGCAGAUGAUACAUUGGUUGUUGGUUCCUCCUUGAGACAGAGAGAGAGAGAGAGAGAGAGAGAGAGAGAG
Arvicanthis niloticus (Nile rat) is the source of this 5006-nucleotide messenger RNA. RefSeq names its product SHC adaptor protein 3 (gene Shc3). NCBI's taxonomy places the organism in Eukaryota, Metazoa, Chordata, Mammalia, Rodentia, Muridae. Gene Ontology annotation, molecular function: receptor tyrosine kinase binding. The record is from RefSeq and is a predicted model, not a curated record. Gene Ontology annotation, cellular component: plasma membrane. Gene Ontology annotation, biological process: intracellular signal transduction; cell surface receptor protein tyrosine kinase signaling pathway.